Messenger RNA from Chanos chanos (milkfish), 3117 nucleotides. RefSeq names its product integrator complex subunit 10 (gene ints10). Gene Ontology annotation, cellular component: integrator complex. The record is from RefSeq and is a predicted model, not a curated record. NCBI's taxonomy places the organism in Eukaryota, Metazoa, Chordata, Actinopteri, Gonorynchiformes, Chanidae. The transcript has 18 exons. Gene Ontology annotation, biological process: snRNA processing. The coding region runs from base 1 to 2232 and encodes 743 amino acids.
AUGUCGGCACAAGGUGACUGUGAGUUCCUGGUCAAACGAGCUCGAGAGCUGGUUUCUGAGGAUCCAUGGGCGGCCAAAGCGUGGCUGAUUACAGCUCGGACCCUAUACCCCUCAGACUUCAACAUCCAGUACGAAAUGUACAUUAUUGAGCGGAACGCGGAGCGAACGUCCUCGGCGGGAAGACUGCUGUAUGAUAUUUUUAUCAGUUUCCCAGAGCAGCCUGUAGUGUGGCGUGAGAUCACGGUUAUCACUGCUGCUCUGCGCAGUGACAGCCAGGACAAACAAACUCAGUUCCUCAGAGGUCUCUUUGAGACCCUUCCAGGCUCUGUUCAGUGUCAGAUGUUACUGAAGGCUACAGAGCAAUGCUUUAACACGCUGGAGAAAGCUGAAAUGCUGCUGCUGCUGUUGAAGAGAUUCCCUGAGUCUGUAGUACAACAUGGGGUCAGCCUGGGAGAAUCCCUUUUGGAAGCGGAGAAUGUGGAGAACUUGGAUACACCUGUGAAUUGUUUCAGAAAGCUCUUUGUGUGCGAUGUCCUGCCUCUCAUAAUGAAUAAUUUGGACAUGCGACUUCCUGCCAGUCUCUUGUAUAAGUAUAUGCACAAAGCAGCUGAGUUCUACAUCAGCUAUGUCACCAGAGGACCAUCUGCAGAUGGACAGAUACAAGGUACCUCUCUUACAGGUUCUCAGGAGGUGGGCGGGCUCAAGUCUCCAGGGGUUGGGCGUGGUGGGCAGCGGUUUGUGAUUGACGGCUUGUCAGAGAAAUCAUCAGUGGUGUGUGAGCCCUGGGAGAGGCUGCUGGAUAUAGUGGCAGUAGUGGGUGCUCGCUGUGACUGGCAAGGAGAUAAAGGGAGCAGGAAUUACACAGAGCUGUUGCAGCGUGUGCGGGAGCUGUUUCGAUACCUGCCCAGUCUGGAGGCGGAGCCAAUGUCACGAUGCUGCGGUCAAAUUGUAAUAUGCUCUGCCUUGGUCCUGUUCCGCUCUGCCUACCUCUACAUGUCCGCAGUUCAGCCCUCUCUCUUCCAGGGUCACAGUGCCCUGGACAGUGGGCCAUGGAUCCUGCUGGAGGAUUUGUCCUCUGUGUACAGUGAGGUGGAGCUGGAGAGAUCGGCAGGAAAACACGCCCACAAAAAACGCAAACUCACAGACGGCCGAGAGAAAACUAUGAGUUCAGACGAUGAGGAGGGUCUGGGAAAGGGGCGCGGCCGGCACAUACUGGUUAAUAAGUCAGACUUUCCUGGCUGGGCAGAAACUCUGGAGAGCUUCCGCACCGCAAGGGAGAGCUGGGACUUAUUACAUUCCCACGAUGCACUGGAAACUGAGUUUAAUAAGCUGUGUACAGCCUGGAAGACUGAGAGCUGGCUGUGGUUUCGCAUUUUCCUCACAGAUAUGAUCAUUUAUCAGGGUCAGUAUAGGAAGGCUCUCUCUAGCCUGGCACAGCUGGCACAGCUGGCAUCCUUCCAGCCUGUUCAGACUCAGAUUUCUGCUGCUGCCUCUAACCUGGAAAACCACAGAGCCCUCAUACAGCAGGCAUCCUGUCACUACGCACUGGGAGAGUACAGGCUGGCAUGUGAGAAAUUGUUGGAGGUUGUUGGAAACCUGGUUCCGCCCACACAGGAGCCCAUUAAGAGCACUGAGGAGGCAGGCCGGGCCCGCACCAAGCCCAGGAAAGGAAAUGACUUAAGGCUCCUCCCCUGCACAAGCAAGGCUAUACUCCCAUUCUGUCUGCAACUGAUGCUGGCGUGCUUCAAGCUGCGGGCAUUCACAGACGGUAGGGAUGACCUGGCCCUUGGUCAUGUGGUUGUUCUUUUGCAGCAUGACUGGCCACAAGGCGAGACUCUCUUCCUUAAAGCCGUGGAUAAGAUUUGUCAACAGGGCUGUUUCCAAUAUGAAAAUUUCUUCAACUACGUCACAAAUAUUGACAUGCUGGAAGAAUUUGCAUACCUCCGCACAACAGAAGGUGGACGGGUCCAAUUGGAGCUUUUACCCAAUCAAGGGAUGCUAAUCAAGAACCCCAGCCCCACCCUGGGGGUGGAGUUAAACACCCUGCUGCUUCCAGGGGCUCAGAAGGCUGACAGGCACCAUACUGUGACGCGGGGCAUAACAAAGGGGGUGAAAGAGGAUUUUCGUCUGGCGAUGGAGCGACAGGUGUCUCGCUGUGGAGAGAACCUUCUUACAGUUCUCCACCGGUUCUGCAUCAAUGAAAAAGUCAUUCUCAUCCAAUCCCUACCCUGACCAUAACCCUUUAUCCCCCGAGACAGUCAUUCCCGUUCCUUGGGAUCCAUGGUCUGUAAUAUUUCGUUCCGACCCUAAAUUGCCACACUUGGUUCUGGCUCUGAAUUCUCAAGGCUUUUAUUAGCAAAAUCAGAUGUGUUGGGUUGGGUCCAUAAAUAUAUCCUACAGCCCUCAACUGUCUUCAGAUUUCUCCAUUUUACUACUUAUUCAGUUCCCAUAUCAGCCUCACUGAGAAACAUGGAAAAACAAAACAAAUGAGAGGACAAGGUUGCCAACAGUGAGGCAGUGUAGGCUUAGAGACAAUAGAAUGUUUAGUCCUACUGGAAACAGAAAUGUCACCUUCUAGUGCUUUGAAUUUUCUGUAAAAAUAAUACAAAGGGUAAUUCAUAUACACUACUUUCUCUCCUGCCAGGCAUAGAUGACCCUCCUCUAUAGAGCUGUUUUGUAUGCAGACUUUUUCUGCGUGCCUAAACAAACACACUUGGUUCAGCUAAAUCAAGGCCUGAAUUAGUCUUUGACUAUUAGGACCAGAUUUGCUUGAUGAGGGCUAAAUUGUACCGGUGGAUUUCUCACCAUCAUUCAAUCCUGUUUAAUUUUAUUGUAAUCCCAGAAAGGAGGAGUGUUUAGAAAGAUUACAGUGUUUCAAUGGGACCUGUCUUUGUCCACGUCCCUGUCCUUUUGAAAGACUCUCAGUACAGCCUCUCCUGAACACCCCUCUGUCCUGAGCUGUGUGGUGAUAUAAAUCAUGACCACACUUUUAGGUUGUGAAACCUUAGUGAGGUAGUGUUGUGUCGUCACAUGAUCUGUUUGCAGCAUCGUCAUUUGGAAAGCAGAACUCAUAAAAAAAUGAAAUCUUGCCUCUCUUGUUGUCAAAUGUGAUUAUUA